AUGGAGCGCUUGCGACGCCAACGCCUGCGAGGCGUUACAAUAACACUGCAACAACAACAACGACGACGACGAGAAAUAAUAAUUAUUCGUACGAAAGUUCGACGCUGCCGAAAGACGAUAGUCGGAGACAUUCAACGCACGGAAGGUUUUGCGGUAAUAGCGGAGGCUGUGAUGGUUCAGCCGCAUCAGAGCGCUGUUCGGGCGACGGAAGAAAUACACAAACGCGAACUGCUACCUGUGUGCCCCAUCACCAUCAUCAGCAACAUCGAUCACUUGCAAAGUCAUCAUCAGCAAGUGCCAUCAACCACGACAACGACAGACGAUACCGACGACACCUCCGUAAAUAAUCAUCACAAUACGUCGGCAGUCGAUGAAGCGCGCAACUUGUCCAACACACUGCGCAAAAACGAAAAAGCCAUCGGCAAAAAGAUCUCGCGUGCCCUUUCGACGCCGCAUCUCGCCACAAAUGACAACAACAACCAUCAAGGCUAUUCGUCGUCGAGCACGUCGCAAAAUAACGGCAACAAUAACGCCGUUUCAGCCACAAAUGACCCAAAUCAAUCAGAUAGCUACGAAGAAAUAGUGUUAGGUGAUAAGAAUAAUGCGAAUAAUAAUUAUAGUCAUAGUAGUUACUUUAGCCGGAAUAAUGCGGCGUACCAUAGUGCAAGGCAACACAAGAGUUACAUAGCACGCGAUAGAAUUCACUCGUUUUCGGCAUCGACAACGACGUCAUCCACGUCGUCCAAUUCGACGGCUUAUCACGAGAAUGGCGCGUGUUGCGCUCAAUUGAGCGAACAGCAGCAACAAUUGCAUCACACGCAUGUCCAUUGUCAGCAUCAUCAUUCGCAUCGACAGGACAUUCCAUACGACUCCAACGAGAGUGACGACAACAAUUUCCUCAACGCUGCCGUCGACAAUUGCGGAGUUGUCAGCAAUUACGCCACUCUCAACUUGGAUGAUCAGGAAAUCGAGAAAUAUUUUGUAAAUAUCAGCAGCAACUUUUCGCGAAACUCGAGCAUUCGUCGUUCCGUGCGAAAUUUCUCGGGCGGCAAUGGCGCCAAAUCAAGUACUGCAAGCGGAACAUCACGUCGAACGACACCUGCGAGCAGUAAUCGCGCAUCGCCCUACAUUUUCGAUCAACUUUCGAACACGGUGACAUGUUUGAAGCCCAAACGAGCGACUUACUACAGCGAUACUUCGUACUCCUCGAUGAGCAGUCGAAAUUCAACUUUGACUCGAAAUCCAUCGAAAAAUCCUCAAAUGGGUUCAAGCAAUUCCGUGAACGGGCAAAAGCCAUUUCUGAACAUUGAUAAUUUGACGUAUUACGAGUCGACGGAAAAUCAGCAAAGUAGACCGCAGCAGCAGCAGCAAAAUGGUCGACAAGUACCCGAUUUAAAGUGGAAUUUUUUAAGUGAUCUGAGGAAAGAGAAGGAAAAGCAGCAACGGGAACGCCGUAAAUCCGACAUAAGUCAGAUGCACACACAAACGAUGCAUCGUCGCAAGAAAGAUGAAUACUGGAAACUGAGGAAAUCCGCACAAAAUGUCAACAAUAUCUCCAUUUGGUGUGCGGAAAAUGACGAACGCAAUGCCAUCAUCUUCCAUCAUGAGAGCGAAGUAGUUGAAAAUUGUUGCGGAAAUAUGUACUACUUCCCGCAAUAUCUCGCCGAUGAUCAAGAAGCAACAACUAAAAGCACCGAUGUGUUAAAUAACACUUUUGAUGCUCGUUCGAAGAUGUCAGGUUCGUUGCAAAAUAUGCAACACAACGUCUUUUCACGUUCCUCAUCGAAUGUCUAUAACAUCACCGACGAAUUCAAAGUAUUCGAAAAACAGUCGAAUUUAACGCGCGAUUCCAUCAAUUUGAGUCACAAUUAUAUUCAUUCUCUUUCCUCGUCACACUCGUCCCUUUACACGGCAGCCAAUCACUUGGCGAAUCACAAUUUGAACAAAGUUCUCAAUACAUCACGGACCUCAAGUGCUGCUCAAGGUCCAAGUACGUCAUCGACGACGCCUUCGUCGAAUCCAAAUAACGUCGAGAACAAUUUGUCGUACAACUUCUCGGCGAUCCAGUAUGAGAAACCGUCGCAUUUGCAAAGUCUCACGGCGCAAAAUCAACUUCAGCAAAUGGAGAUCGACAAUGGGUACUUUACGACAGAGACAAGUUCUCAUAUAAACAACAGCUCGAGUACGGAAGCAAUGUUGAGUAACGCUCAAACCCCAUGGCGCUCUCGAGUUCAGGAUCCCGUGGGCAUGCGAUCAAUUUUCCGCACCAUUCGAAACGUUGCACGUCGCGUUCUCACGCAAACCGAUGCAAAAAACAAGAAAAAUCACAAAAACAUGAACUGA
This is a messenger RNA of Culicoides brevitarsis, 2343 nucleotides long. RefSeq lists its product as uncharacterized. The record is from RefSeq and is a predicted model, not a curated record. NCBI's taxonomy places the organism in Eukaryota, Metazoa, Arthropoda, Insecta, Diptera, Ceratopogonidae. Bases 1 to 2343 code for a protein of 780 amino acids. The transcript has 5 exons.